AUGGGGUUCUACCAGCACCUCAACGACUGCUUGGGAUCAUCUUCUUCAGCAAGGCCCGCUGAUAAUGCCUCAAAGUCUAACCCCAAUGUCCUUCGAAGGAAGAAGUCGUCCCUGUCCCGAGAUGUCACGACAACUCGCAAUGGAUCAUCUCGAACGAGCUCCUCAUCAUCUCAGCAAAAGCAACAGAGCUCGCUCGACCCGGAACGUCUCGGAACACCACUGGAUCGAGAACUCACCUGCAGCCCGGCCGAGAUCCAAGUUGCAGAGGUCAUUGAGGUAACGAAGCCAGGAAGGUCAUCGGUCAUCUACCCUGAGCUCGACCGAUAUCGAAACAUCCGACGACCUUCAGAUAGCUCUGAGACCCAUAUCGAAGUUCCAUUCCGAUUAGCGACACACGACCUCCCGCCUCCUACCCCGGCCAGUUUACUCUUUUCCGGAACUAGUGGUAGUCCUUCGACUAGGUUUUCGGAGUCUCCUGGACCAGGACCUUACAGCCGUGACACCACCCCGACUUCGAUUGCUUCCCAGUCGCCUUGCCUGAUUGUACCUCAUCGCAGCAACCAAGUCAAAGGCCGAUUGCAAAGUCCUUCUAUCACUAGGCCCCCGGUUACUAGACGAAGGGCCGGCAGUAUCCCGAAUGAGGUUGAUGCUAUCACCGCUGAUCCCCAUGGAUUGGCGUCUGUCAGAGAGUCGCUGGCUUCUUCUUCCUCGAACUCAACUGUUCGGGAAGCCACCAUCAAGAAGAACAAGAAACUGCCACCACCACCCCCAAGCCCUCCACCACGAAAGUCUUCACAACAUUUCAGGGAGGAGACCUCAUCGCCAAGGAGUGUGCGAAAGGUAUCACGGCCUGUUCUGCGAUCUCCUUCACCUGACCGGACCCAGUCCUCCGCGUCCCCAAGGGCCAUCCCGCCUUCACGACCCAGCCGAGAUGGCACCCCAGAUAUGCAGUCACAAUUAUUCAGUGCCAUACCGGUCAUCCACAGCAACCUUUCCUCCCAAUCUCUGCCGAUAGAGAGACGGGGAAGUGAUUCGGGGAUCCCGUCCACUCUCUCGCCUCCUACCACGCAGAUUUCCCAUGGCACUAGGGCAUCGUCGACGUCUCAACUCCCUAUCAAAGGUGAAAUGUCUUCUCGGACCGGGACGAGAGUGGUAACAGAACCCCAAAAGACCAAGCCUACUGAGAAGCCUAGAGCCACUCGCACGCCAAGCCCUCAUGUGCCGAGCUCCUUCUCGCGGUUCCCUUUUUUUGGUCGCAAAAAGACUGCAGAGGUAAUUCAGCCAGAUAAGAAGGAGAAGGAGAAGGAGAAGGAAAAAGAAGAUGAAAAGGACAAGAAGCCUGUCCGCAAAGGCCCUGCAGCUGGCACCGGCCAUGAAGGCUAUGGACGCCUCGGCACUCAUAAACGACGCAGUGGAAGCAUCAGCAAAUUGGUUCGUGGAAACAAAGCAUCCCAGGAGACCCUCGCCAGCAACGACUCCUUUUUGUCCGACCGUGUCAACCCUGUGGUCAUUGCUGGGGGUGAGGUUGUCGAAAACCGAAAUGCGAGUUCAGAACUGUCUCGGACUGAGAGUUCUCAGAGUCUGAGUAGUGAUCUGCCCAAGCCUGGAAGUUCACAUGCCCGCAAAAACUCUCGGCACACCUUAUGGCCAUCACCUAUGUCACGCACUCCCCAUCCUGCCUUCAGCCCUCGCCGACCCUCUGAGAGCAGUGAGUCUGAUGUUGUUACAAUGAACUCGACUAUUGCUUUUCGGAGGUCUGUUCAGCGUCUCCGGUCCUCGCCCGAGGAUCCUUUGAGACUUCCCCAUCCUAUCAACACAUCUGGCACUACCACAUCACCAAUGACGAGCUUUGAUACCAGUGUCAUGUCAGACGACUCCCACUUUGAGUUGCAACGCGAGAUUUCUCGCGAGGCGAGACCAGCCCAUCCUGCUCCCAAGAAGCUCGUCAAGAGACCACGCUCGCCUCGGAAGUGGAACUUGUUUGGAAGGUCAACGAGUAGCCAGCAAGUUCCCAAGCAGAACGAGAAGGUUGCUGCCACAGUCAAGGUUGUUGAGAAGAAGCCUAUGCCCUUCUAUGCAAUGAUGGACUCGUCUGAGCAAGACGAUAGCGAGCCUAUGGACGUUCAAGAAGUCUUGAGGUACGCUGAAGUUUAUGGGAAGUCGCCUAGUCUUGGUGGAACCCCCGAACUUCCCCAAGAAACACCUGAGGUGCGCUCGUCCACGAGUUCUCUGACACGACCUGCACAGCAGGCGCGGAGGAGAAGCCUCGAGCCCAAGGCCAAAGCCAAGGUCCGAUCACCUCCUGCUCAGCAAACUGUGAAGGUACCCAUUGUUCAACCAACAUCAUCAGGUACCACCACGGGCCGACGCAGCAGGCUUCCCCAAGUUGGUAGGAUCCCCAAGGUGGUGAGCAACCGGACUGAGAAUACUGCCUCCCCCAAGAGCUUUUCUCGUCCCUUCAGAGCCAGUUUGCAACUGGAUCCUCCCAAUCUUGAGGUUCCUGACGUCGACCCGGUCGCCAAGGGCCCAACACCCCCCAAGCCAUCAACUCCUGUCCCUGACCUUACCAUGGAAGGCUCGACGAUAGGAAGCACCAACAAAACCUCGUCGCAGGGCUCGAUCCCUGGAAUGUCUCCAGGAAUUAGCCGGGUUGAAAAGGAAUUCCUAGCCUUUUCACCUAGGAAGGGCUCUGAAGGGACAAUCGGAACUUCUAGCUCGAGCUGCUCUGGGAUCUUGUCAUUCGCCGGCUCCACAGCCAUCAUUCCCCAACCCAAUGACCCUCCAGCAGAGGAUGAGGUCUGGGAUGAGUAUGAUGAUCUUCUUGGUGAGGACGCUGCCAAGGGACUACCCUCAGCUACUUCAUCAAAGGGGGUUCCUUUCCACCUCGAGAGGUAUCAGUCGAAGCUGUCCAACAAGGGGAAGCCUUUGGAAUCCCCCACAAUUGUCCUCGAUGAUCGAAAGGCAGAUAGGCUGUCAAAGGCGACAACCAUUUCCAGCACCUGCAGUGCUGAUAUGACAGAGAGACUCAAAGCUGCUUUCCAACCUCACCCAAGCCCCACAGCUUCCUUUUCAGUCUCUGAGUUUGUUUCGGGCUAUGGAGACCGCAACAAGAGCACUGAGGUCGUCAAGGCGGUUACAGGGUCGCGACGAAGCAGCCAGUCAUCUUCCGGUACAAGACGGUCGAACGGCAGCUGUUCCUCUGAGGAUGGCUCCCCACUUGCGCAAGUCAACCUCCGGGUUGGCUCAAUGACAGUCAGCAAGUGGCUCACCUUUGGACAUGUGCUCUUUAGCGAUGUUCGCCAUGAGCUCGUUCCAGUCGAGGGCUCUCUGAAGCGACACUCCAUCUUGGUGAUUGAUGGCCUCGGUAACGAUGACUGGUCCUUUUACGCUGCCGAAACUUAUCCAGCUGCCACCUUCUUCAAUCUGUCCCCUCGAGCUCCUCUGCCCCCAGAGCUCAAGAGUUCGUCCUCAAGCUUCCCUCUUAGCCCACCCAACCACCACCAGAUCCAGUACAUGUCUCACCUCGACAAGUUUCCCUUUGCUCCUCAAAGCUUCAUGGCAGUUGUCUACCGGUUCCCUGUGGCGGCACCGGAGGCAUACUACCGCAGCAUUCUUACAGAAGCUCGCCGUGUGCUGAAGCCUGGUGGUUACAUCGAGCUCUCCAUUCUCGAUGUUGACCUGAACAAUAUGGGCAAUCGAGGUCGUCGCACGGUACGCCGACUCAAGGAGAGGAUCAACGAGAAGACCCCGGAUACGAGUCUCGGCUCGACCGCGGAUCUCAUUCUGCGUCUUUUGGGCAAGGCUGGUUUCACUACCAUCAAGGCAGCGCGUGUUGGUGUGCCUGUUGCCAGUUCCGUUACUCGCCCGAACGAGGGGAAAGGCAAGGAUGUCGCUAGUAAGAAGAAGGAUCACCCGAGCCUCUCUGAGAUGAUGAGCGACAACAGCCCCUUGGCGGACGAGGGCAUCACCAAGAUGGUUAGCCGUGUUGGCCGUUGGUGGUACACACGUUGCUACGAGAAUGCAGCGGAGAACCCCUCCGGAAGAAGCAUCUGGAGUGACAGACAUCUACUGUCCGAGUGCGAGGAGCUUGGAACGAGCUUGAAGCUCAUGGUCUGCUGUGCCCGAGCUCCCCUGGAACGCAUCACCAGUGUUUGA
Fusarium falciforme is the source of this 4155-nucleotide messenger RNA. RefSeq lists its product as hypothetical. Bases 1 to 4155 code for a protein of 1384 amino acids. The transcript has 2 exons. The record is from RefSeq and is a predicted model, not a curated record. Lineage: Eukaryota; Fungi; Ascomycota; Sordariomycetes; Hypocreales; Nectriaceae.